Hyalella azteca is the source of this 3825-nucleotide messenger RNA. It is a transcript of the gene Gnf1, whose product is annotated as replication factor C subunit 1. The record is from RefSeq and is a predicted model, not a curated record. NCBI's taxonomy places the organism in Eukaryota, Metazoa, Arthropoda, Malacostraca, Amphipoda, Hyalellidae. The coding region runs from base 139 to 3423 and encodes 1094 amino acids. Gene Ontology annotation, biological process: DNA replication; DNA repair. The transcript is spliced from 18 exons. Gene Ontology annotation, cellular component: DNA replication factor C complex; nucleus. Gene Ontology annotation, molecular function: DNA binding; DNA clamp loader activity; ATP binding.
UGAAAGCCGUUCUGUGACUUCUGUCCAGCGGGUCGUGGCUCGUGAAAAGUUAGGCUAAGCACUUGUAUAGGCCGUAUCCUAAUCCAAUGUGGAAGUAACUGUCGAGUCGAUAACGUCUAAAUUUCAUACCCCUUCAGCAUGGAUAUCAGGAAUUACUUCAGUGUUUUGAAUAACAAGAGCAAGAAAGAGGGCACAAGUGAGAGUAAAACAGUUUCAGCUCUGCCAAAACAGCAACUGCCUAAGAAGAAGAAAAGAAUUCUAGAUUCUGAUGAUGAAGAUCCAGUACCUCCACAGAAAAUCCAAAUUGUUGAUCUUUCUGAAGAUUCUGAUGAUGACAUAUUCCUCAACACUACAAGAACUGGUGAGAAGAAAUCAGAUAUGAAAAAAUCGAAAAGGGCUAAAGCUAACAACUCGAAGACAAGAAAGAUGGAGAAGAGUCCAGCCAAGCCUUUGAAGCCAGUGACACCUGCUAUGUUCUUCAGCUCUGCUGCAGCAAAGAAAUCUGAUGCUGCUACUGAAAGGCACAAUGUUCAAGAUAAAAAGAGAAAGGCUCAUGAUUCUUCUGUAGAAGAUGAGGAGUCCCCAUACCCCAAAGCUCCUAAGCUGGAGAGCAAGGCUGGUUGUGGCACUAGGAGUGGAGCAGCAGACCUACAGUUAUCUUCAUCUCCAAAAUCAAAAACUCCUAUCAAGAAGGAAAGUUUGUUGAUAAAGGAGGAGAGCAAUACACAUCCUUGUCAUGAGAGUGCCAAUGAUUUGAAACAGACCUGCAAAAAAACUAAUCUGAAGAAACAAAUUUCAUCAUCAAGUAACAGUGAUUUAAGCCCUCCCAAACCAAAUGAAAAUAGUCCGCCUAGUAAGAGCUCUCAAGCAUCUGCUAGUUCAUACAAGAUCCCAAAGAUUAAACACAAAGAAUGCUCUACACAAAUAACAGAUCAGUCUAAAAAGUCCCCGAACAAGUCUCCUGUUAAGAAGUCAUCCAAAGACGUAAAAUUAACAUUGGAAGCGGAUCAUAGAAAGAAAUCCAAAACAAAAGCCAAGUCUUAUGUGAUGGAGGUGGUACCUUCAUCACCUACUAAAAGCAAGAGUUCUAGUCUCCAAAAGCAAUUGCCUGCAAGUCCUGAUCCUUUCUUAGAUGACAGUGUAGUUGCUAGUCCUGAUAAGUCAAUCUUGGUAGAGAAGAAGAAGCAGCAGGCGAAGGCAUACCAGAAGUACCUUCAACGGGCUGGACCAAGAAAUCCCGGCAGUAAAAUGGUUCCUGAGGGUGCGCCAGGGUGUUUAGCAGACCUGUCAUUUGUGCUCUCUGGAGUGCUGGAGUCGCUGGACCGUACUGAAGUGACUGAAAUAGUUCAGCGCUAUGGCGGUCGCGUCGUGGGGUCAGUUUCUAAGAAGACUACGCACUUGCUCAUUGGUGACGAUGCAGGGGCUUCAAAGAUGGCUAAGGCAGAGCAACUGGGCACCAAAGUAAUCUCGGAAGACGAUUUUCUGGAAAUGCUGCGGACUCGUCCUGGUACAGCCCCUGCUGCAGAGGAAAGCCCCGUUGCUUCUUCUGCAAAGAACUCCACUCCUAAGGCCAAUAAAACAGUCAAGUUGUCUGCAGCGCGGAAAAAUUCUUCUUCUUCUUCAGCUUCUCCUGGAAUUAUUGCUGAAGGCAGUCCAAUGUCCUCGCAAAACAGCAUUAGCAGCUCGCAGCCUUUGACCCAGCCUCUUGACACUCAAGAUUUGCAAGAUCGCAACUCAGAAGAACUCAUGUGGGUGGAUAAAUACAAGCCUGUGUCUCUGAAGAAUGUCAUAGGCCAGCAGGGCGACAAGAGCAAUGCCAGGAAGUUGCUGCACUGGCUCAGUAACUGGGCUCAAAAUCAUUCAGGCGGCAAGAAACUUGCCAAACCAAGUCCUUGGGCAAAAGACAAUGAUGGUUCUUUCUUCAAGGCCGCGCUUCUUUCUGGACCUCCUGGCGUAGGGAAGACAACGACAGCUCAGCUGGUGUGCCGAGAGUUGGGUUUUGAUGCCGUGGAGUUGAACGCGUCGGACACGCGCUCUAAACGCUCUCUCACUGAAGAGGUUUCACAGCUGCUCAGCAAUACUAGUCUCAGCAACUUUGCUUCUGGCCACGGAGGGGCAGCAACUAGUCGCCACCACGUGCUCCUGAUGGACGAGGUGGACGGCAUGGCUGGCAACGAAGACAGGGGCGGCGUGCAGGAGCUCAUUUCUCUGAUGAAGACAAGCAAGGUCCCCAUCAUCUGCAUGUGCAAUGACCGCCAACAUCCAAAGAUCCGUUCCCUUGCCAACCAUUGCUUUGAUCUGCGCUUCAGCAAACCUCGUGUUGAGCAGAUCAGGGGAGCCAUGAUGUCCGUCUGCUUCCGUGAGGGCGUGAAACUGAAGCCAGAGGCUUUAGAUCAAAUAAUCUUGGGCAGCAACCAAGACGUGCGGCAGAUACUGCAUCAUCUCGCCGUUUUCUCCGCCAACAACAAAUCCAUGGACUCUGAACAGACAAAGAAAGAUGCCAACCUUGCAAAAAAAGACCUCAAAUUUGGUCCUUGGGAUGUUUGUCGACAAGUAUUCAAUGAAAGCGACCGUAAAAACAUGAACAUCCACCAAAAGAGCGAUCUGUUCUUCUAUGACUACUCCAUUGGACCUCUCUUCGUGCAGGAGAACUAUUGGAAGGCCAGGCCAAAAUCUACACAGAACGAGGGCAGAGUAGCGCUGCUGCAGCAGCUUGCCAAGGCAGCCAACAACAUUGCAGAUGGCGACCUCGUCGAGCGAGCCAUCAGGAGCGGCAACAACUGGUCGCUGCUGCCCACGCAGGCAAUAUUCAGCUGCGUGUUGCCUGGCGAGGCGAUGUCCGGUCAUCUGUCAGGGGAGAUCCAGUUCCCCGCGUGGCUCGGCAACAACAGCAAGAAGAACAAAAUGGACAGACUCUCACAGGAGCUGCUCUCGCACAUGCGACUCAAGAUCUCAGGCAAUAAGACGGACGUUGCCCUGGAGUACAGCCGCUCAGUGCUGGGUUUGGUUUUGCGCCCUCUGCUGACCGGCCUGGAGGGAGUCACCGAAGCGGUGGAAGCCAUGAACGCUUAUGGCCUGGCUAGAGAAGACUUGGAUAGUGUCACUGAGGUCGCACAAUGGUCUGGCAAGCAGGAUCUCUUUUCGAAGAUCGACAGUAAGGUGAAAGCGGCGUUCACGCGCGCCCUGAACAAGACCGCUGUCGUCGCACGCCCGACGAGCAGAAAGAAGCGCAGCGCGCAGGAGGACGAGGCUUACGGCGAUGACGAUGAGGACCAUGUCUCUGAAGACGAAGAAGAUGACGAUGACAUCACCACCGAUGCUCUCAUCAAGAUCAAGAAGCCUGCCGCGGCAGCCUCAUCUUCCAAGAAAGCUGCUGCUACCUCUUCUGCUUCUGGCAAAGGACGUGGCAAGGGGAAAAAAUGAGCCAAUUUUUCUUUAACUAUCAUGAACUUGUUAUUCUGAUUUGUGUCUUCCUGUAUGGUACUAAUCUGUGUUAGUUUCUGUGUGACCCUGACGGUGCCCAUGUAUUCUUAAAUAUCUGAGAUGUUCUGACUAUCUUUAGUUAACGAUAACUCCACGCUGAUGAAUAUUUGGACAUUUUUGUGUUCAAAUUAUACCAGUUCCCUACUGAAUGUUUUUGCAGUUUAAAACAAUUGCGCUUUCCGAAUUUCGCUUUAUCCUUCUUCUCUUUGAGGAUAAUAUUAAAUUGUGGCGUUUUUGACUUAGGAAUAAUAAUACAAUUAUGUAUCGAUAUUUCUAUAAAAUCAAUUAUGUUUCCUUGUGCAUAAUUGUGGAACGAUUGAUCUGUACUGUAUUUUGCAUGAA